AUGAAGCCAGAGAGCAGAGAGAGAGGUGAAGUUUAUGCUGUCCAAGCCAAGGACAGAUGCACAGCACACAGACUUCCUGCUCUGACCCUGUCCUAGACCCAAGGUCUAUCUGAUGAAGCCUUCUAGCUCAGAGCCACUGAUCUCAAUGCUGUGGACAAUGACAAAGGAUCCAGUGGCCUCCUUCUGUUGGACCUUAGUUUAGUCCAUGGCUGAUGUUCUCCCUGUCUUCCUUUCUACUGCAGUACAGUAAGAUGACGCUGUUGGUACUCUCUGAGUUGUUAUGAAGGGUUUCUGUCUCAGUCCCCCCUACCCUGGUUUUUAUAGAUGCUUACACUGGAAUGCUGGUGCUAACAUAUUUGCAUAAUGAUGUUAUGCUACAUUUAAUCGGCUUAUGAUGUAGUUCCACAACAAAGGUGUGAAUGAGGUCUGGCUAUCAGUUCAGAUGAAAGGUCAUUUUAAAGGGGUAUUGUACUGUAAUGGGACAGUAAAGGGAAAUCCGCUGUAGUCAAUUACAGAUUAUACUGUCUCGUGUGAAAAUAAUACACUUUACUCUUUUUUUGUGUGUUUAUGGAAAUCCUUCUGUUUUUUGUUUAAACCCUGUCUGAAACCACAGAGUAUUCUAUGUGUUCUGUUUUGGAGAUUAGGGGGGAUUUCAGUAGUCAGCUGCCAUGGUAGAGAACAGUUGUGUUGGGGGGUUAACCCUCUCUCCACCUCUGACCCCGAGGCAUAGGACAGCUAGUAUCAGGGUCUGUAUCUCACAGAUUACAGGUGUUGACUAGUGACAAAUGGGACACUGCUCAGCUGCAAGCCAGUGGAUCAUCGUUCAUCCUGUCAUUGUCCCCAAGAGUUACAGGGCAUCGGCUUGAAGGAGCCAUUAUUGUGAUUGAUGGAUCGUUGUGUGUGUAUGGACCUAUGUUGAACUCAAUAUACUGCUGGUUGUGUCUAAGAAAACAACAGCAACCAUGGAACUCCACUCCACACAUUGAGAGAGAGAGAUCUGUGAUGUUCAAUUCUGUGUGUUUGCCUUGUUGCAGGAAGUGGAUUUGUACAGAGCCAACAUCCAGGACAAGCUUGGUUUGACUGUCUGCUACAGGACUGACGAUGAGGACGAGACUGGGAUCUACGUCAGUGAGGUAUGUAGCACACCUAUAGCCAUGGCCAGAUACACACAUAAUUUUUGUGUUGGUUAAAGUGGUUAUACACGAGAAAGAAACGAGACAAGCCCUUUCCUUGGUGCCCCCUCCCUGGUAUACUGUUGUCACGGUUAGGAUGUAAAGAAGAAAAAGUAAUAAUGGGUGCUGGUUGGAUACAACUUCAUUUAUCAUCUUGUGGUCACUAUAGUAACAGACAGAACACAACCUGAGUUAAGAAUAUCAAAACCUGCAGAAAAUAAUUCUCAGAACUUUGUUUCUUUAUGCUGUGUCUUUCCUCUGUGACUGAAAGUCUGCUUGAAAUGAAAACAUGCCCUGCUCUAUUUCCUUAGAUUGACCCAAACAGCAUCGCUGCAAAGGAUGGCAGGAUCAGAGAGGGAGAUAGAAUUAUCCAGGUAAGGAUAAACACUCUCAAUACUUACAAGGAACUUUAUAAUAAUAUAUUAUGCAUUACCUUUUUGGAGCCCGACUCUGAUUCCAUUCCUCCUCUUCUUUUCUCCAUUUAGAUCAAUGGAAUUGAGAUCCAGAACCGAGAGGAUGCUGUGGCUUUGUUGACCAGUGAGGAGAAUCAGAAUGUGUGCCUACUGGUGGCCAGACCAGAGAUCCAGGUAAACUCACCACCCACCUCCUAGACCCUCUCUAGUACUAGGCAUGUAUAGACUGUAUUAGUCUGUUUCCUGAGUUGUACUGUAGCCUUAAUUGGCAGAGACUAACGUCCUCCUCCCUCUCCCUCCUCCUCUCUCUUGUCCCCUGUGUCCCAGCUGGAUGAGGGUUGGAUAGAUGACGACAGGAACGACUUCCUGGAUGACCUCCACAUGGACAUGCUGGAGCAGCAGCACCACCAGGCCAUGCAGUUCACCGCCAGCAUGCUGCAGCAGGUACGGUACAGCAGCCAGCAUAGAGCACUGUAGACACACACAGUACACACAGCCUGAGUCAACAAGAUGGCUCGAUCAAUCACAGAUUCACAUAUGCUCACCUGCAUGUUGCUGAAGAUGAGCCAAUUCCAGACAGGGUAACAUAUGCUCAGUUACCAUAAUGGCCCACAUUACUUUACAUACUGAAAUGUAGUAGCAGUGAUGUGGUUAGGUUCACAUAGUCAAUAAUAAGUACAGAGAAAACUCAUCUAAUAAUGUGUGUUAAAAGGUUAUUAAAUUAUUAAUCCUAUUGUCUGGUGUUGCAGAAGAAGCAUGAGGAGGAUGGUGGAACAACGGACACAGCCACCCUGUUGUCCAACCACCACGAGAAGGACAGUGGGGUUGGCCGCACCGACGAGAGCACGCGCACCGACGAGAGCACGCGCAAUGACGAGAGCUCUGAGCAGGAGAACCUGGGGGACGACCAGACCACGGCCUCCAACACGCUGGGCAGCCGCAGGAUGCUGACCUAUAGCCAGGACACCCUGGGUAGCACUGACCUGCCCUUCAGCAGUGAGUCCUUCAUCUCUGCAGACUAUGACCAUGCUGACUUCCUGGGUAUCCCCGCCGACGAGUGCGAGCGCUUCCGAGAGCUCCUGGAGCUGAAGUGCCAGGUGAGGAGCGCGGGGGGCCCCCAGGGCCUGUACUGCCAGAGUGCCGGGUCCGGAAGUGCCGAGGAGGGGGUGGACAAGGAGCUGGACAUCCUGAACGAGGAGCUGCGCAGCAUCGAGCUUGAGUGCCUCAACAUCGUCCGGGCCCACAAGAUGCAGCAGCUGAGGGAGCAGUACCGCGAGUCCUGGAUGCUGCACAACAGCGGCUUCCGCAACUACAACACCAGCGUCGAUGUGCGCCGCCACGAGCUCUCCGACAUCAACGAGCUGCCCGAGAAGUCGGACAAGGACAGCUCCAGCGCCUACAACACCGGAGAGAGCUGCCGCAGUACCCCCCUCACCCUGGAGCUGUCCCCAGACAACUCUCUCUGCAGGGGGGCAGAGAACCAGGGCGAGCCCGGGGCCUACAGCAGCACAGGGCUCAACAACAGGAUCCUCAAGCCCCUGCUGUCUCCUGUCCAAGAAUCCGAUGGCCCCAGCAGAAUCAGGCCCUCCUCCUCUAAGGAGUCUGAGUGUGGCCUGCAGGCGGAGGAGACGGAGUGUAAGCUGGGAGAGUCUACUCACAAGCUGGCCCAGCCCCGCUCCCCAUACAAACAUGCCCACAUCCCGGCACACGCCCAGCACUACCAGAGCUACAUGCAGCUGAUCCAGCAGAAGUCUGCCGUGGAGUACGCUCAGAGCCAAAUGAGCCUGGUCAGUCUGGUCAGCCGCAGUGACCCUGUGACCCCCGGAGACAUGCUGGAGCCCAAGAAGGAGUGGAAGGUGAAGAUCCGCAGCGAUGGCACACGCUACAUCACCAAGAGGCCCAUCAGGGACAAGCUGCUGAAGGAGCGCGCCCUGCGUAUCCGCGAGGAGCGCAGCGGCAUGACCACAGACGAUGACGCCAUCAGCGAGCUGAAGAUAGGACGGUACUGGAGCAAGGAGGAGAGGAAGCAGCAUGCGGUGCGCGCCAAGGAGCAGAAGCAGCGCCGCGAGUUCAUGAAGCAGAGCCGCGCUGACUGCCUGAAGGAACAGGCCAGCCUGGAUGACGACAAGAAGGAGCCCAACAUCAUCGAGCUGAGCCACAAAAAGAUGAUGAAAAAGAGGAACAAGAAAAUCUUUGACAAUUGGAUGACUAUCCAGGAACUUUUGACCCAUGGUGCUAAGUCGCCUGACGGCACGCGAGUGUACAACUCCCUCCUGUCCGUCACCACAGUGUAG
Coregonus sp. 'balchen' is the source of this 3879-nucleotide messenger RNA. NCBI's taxonomy places the organism in Eukaryota, Metazoa, Chordata, Actinopteri, Salmoniformes, Salmonidae. The record is from the annotation of a GenBank genome assembly.